CAGCUCACACGAGCCGUUGGCAUCUCUUCUCUCCGGACUCCAGUAGUCUCCCAACGGACCCGACCUAAACUAAACCCUCGUGCGCCGCCCGCCUCCGCCACCUCACCUCCCCUGCUCCCCCGCAAGCAGCUCCCGCCGUCUGACGGCGAGCCAUCCUCCCCUUGCCGCCCCACGCGCGGCCCCGUUCCGGCUGCAGCGACGCCAUCACCGCCGCCGCCGCCGCCACGCCUGUGCCCGACCUCAGCCGACGCCGUCAGCCUCGUCCCCCGACCUCCGGUGGCCUCGUCGGCCUCGCGACACGCGCCAACAGCCGCCUCCCGCUCUCAAGAUGACCAGGUGGGAUGAAAUUUUGACCCUUCCAGUUCAGAACCCAACCACAUUGGAGUUUUCAGCAGCAGAGAUCACGUGGUCCAUGGUCGAGGGCUGGAAGGACUCCAUGGACAGGCUUGCACUCAUUCCAUUUUCCAGGGUGAACGACUUUGUCAGAGGAGAAUCAAACAACAAAGUAUGUCCGACGAGAUUCCACGUUGAAGCACGGAGAAGGCGUCCUCCGACCAUGAAUUGCAAACCGAAAGUUGAUGGGAUACUCGAGUAUAUCUUGUAUUGGUGUUCUUUUGGCCCAGAUGAUUAUAGAAAGAAUGGUGCUGUCCGGCCUAGCAGGUCCUCUUGUGGAAAGAGAAAAACACCUGCUGGUCGCCCUAACACAAAGAGGGGAUGUGUUUGUCAUUUUAUUGUGAAGCGUUUGAUUGCUGAACCAUCAUUGGCUCUUGUGAUAUAUAACCACAAUAAGCAUGUAGAUAAGAAAGGCACACCCUGUCAUGGUCCCAUGGACAAGAUGGCUAUAGGGACGAAAGCAAUGUUUGCACCUUACAUAUCUGAUGAAUUACAUCUUGAAGUUAUGUCUUUACUCCAUGUUGGUAUUCCUGUCGAGACUAUAAUGCAGAGACAUAAUGAAAUGGUUGAAAGGCAAGGAGGACCAUCAAAUCGUGAUGAUCUUCUUACUCACAGAUAUGUUAGGAGGCUGGAAAGGAAAAUACGGCGUUCUGUUUAUGAACUUGAUGAUGACGAUGCUGUUAGUAUUAACAUGUGGAUUGAAAAUCACCAGGAGUAUACAUUUUUCUAUGAAGAUUUCUCAGAUAAGGAUGCUUUUGUCUUGGGCAUUCAGACAGAUUGGCAGCUACAGCAGAUGAUUCAGUAUGGUAACCGCAGUUUACUGGCUUCCGAUUCAAAGUUUGGAACAAACAAGUUAAAGUAUCCUGUACAUAGCAUCCUUGUUUUCGACCAGCAGAAAAAUGCAAUUCCUGUUGCUUGGAUCAUAACUCCCAGUUUUACACAUGGUGAAAUAUAUAGAUGGAUGGGUGCUCUUUAUGAUCGAGUUCGCUCAAAAGAUCCGACAUGGCAAUUGGGUGGCUUCAUUAUUGAUGAUCCCUUAACCGAUGUGCGCACUAUAAGGGAAGUGUUUCAAUGCCCGGUGUUGAUUACCUUAUGGCGUGUCCGGCACGCUUGGCAUAAAAAUCUGAUGAACAAGUGUUCAGAUUUUGAGAAGCGUUCAAUGUUGGCUAAACGACUUGGAGAGGUAAUAUCCAGUAUCUGCGGAGGAAAUGGUGAUAUGGAGUUAUUUCAAGCCUUCCUGGAAGAUUUUGUUGAUUGCUCUGGCUUUUUGGACUACUUCAAAGCUAUAUGGUUUCCAAGACUUGGGGCGUGGACAACUGUCUUGAAGGCCACCCCAUUGGCUACUGCCGAGGUAGCAUCAGCAAUUGAGAGUUACCGUCACCUGCUAAAACUCCGGCUGUUGAAUGAGGCAGAUGAAAGCAUCUACCAACGUGCAGAUUGGUUGGUACAUAAGUUGGGUACAACAGUUCAUUCUUACUACUGGUUGGAUGAAUUUUCUGGGAAGGACAGCUUUUCUCGUUACUGGAGGAGUGAGUGGAAAAAUGGCCCAAACCAGUGGCAGCAGGGAAUGCAAAUUCCAGAUUCUGACAUUGUCAUCGAAGGCAAUUGUGCUAGAGUGAUCUGCCAGAAAGACAAGGAGAAGUCACAUGCCAUACUGAACCCAGGUUCUGAGCUUGCGUUGUGCGAUUGUAGCUGGUCAAGGAAGGGAAACCUUUGCAAACAUGCAAUGAAGUCGGCUAAGGUUUGCCGUGACAGGGGAUUGGCACCACCAUCCUUGGCCCUACUUCGCUAUUACCAGGCACUGGCUAAUGUCGUUCAUUGCCCACCGAGUGACUCUGUGGUUUCUGACCAUGCAAUAGCAGUGGCUGUUUCUGUUAGAACACAGUUAGAUGCAUUGUUUGGCGCUGCCAAUCGCAGUUCUCCAAAUACAUCAGCUUUCAAGGAUCCCCAGGCAACCAGUGAGCCCAGAGGAUGCGGUGUUCUGGAAACCAACAUUACAAAUGGUGCAUUUGUAAUUAGUCAGUCUCUAGCUGUGUCAGGUGAUGGUGAUGAAGUUCCCAUUGAUGUAGAUAGUGAUCAGGACAGUCCUGCUUGCAAGAAAAGAAAGUCUGGAGGAGCAUUGGAUGAAGAUGAAGCUGCCACAGCUACGCAGAUCAUUCAACCUUCUGAAACUGACAACGGUCGAUCGACUUGCCAGGAAGGAGAGUGCAGAGACACUUGCAACGGUGAUGAAGGAACCACAGCAAUGCAAGGUUCUGAUGGGGACGAAGAAACUGCAGCGACGCAGAUCACGCAACCUUCUGAAACUGAGAACAGUCAAGUGACUUGUGUGCAGGAACCUAAUCACCGCCAGGAUAGUCCUGCUCACGAGGAAAACGAACACAGAGAAUCUCCUGAUGGCAAUGAAGGAAUUACAGCUACACAAGCUUCUGAUGGCGACAAAGAAACUGAAGCCACACAAAUAGUGCAACUUUCUGAAACUGAGAACAGCCAAGCAACUUGUGUGCCGGAACUCGAGUGCCAUCAGGAUAACCCUGCUCGUCAGGAAAGAGACUGCAAAGAAACUUGCGAUGGUGAUGAUGGAGCUGCAGCGCGGCAAAGCACUCAGCCUUCUGGAACUGAAUGAUUCUUCUUUUGAGGCUAGAUUAGUUGAUGGGAUAAGUGCGAGUGACAUGACGCCUUAAGCUAUUCCUCUUUCUUGUCUGAAACCCCCAGCGUGUUGGGAGGUCUGUAUAUAUUUGUAGCUAUCAAAACUUCAGAUUACUAUGAUGCAGCGGUUGAAUUUAGUAAGCUGCCGAUGUAUCUGUUAGGCAAGCAUGGAAAUCAACCUGUUAUGUCCUUA
Brachypodium distachyon (stiff brome) is the source of this 3235-nucleotide messenger RNA. RefSeq lists its product as uncharacterized. The record is from RefSeq and is a predicted model, not a curated record. Lineage: Eukaryota; Viridiplantae; Streptophyta; Magnoliopsida; Poales; Poaceae. Bases 329 to 3019 code for a protein of 896 amino acids. The transcript is spliced from 6 exons.